UGUAAAAUGAUUUAUCAAUAAUUUAGGUAUAAUGGAGAAGUUGUUGUUGAAACUGCGAAUUUUGCUUCUUCUUUUUUUUCUUCUUCUUCUUCAACAACAACAAGCUGAUUCGUAUUCUAAGGUUGAGUAUCUUCCUGGUUGGCAGGGCCGCCUUCCGUUCCCUCUAGAGACCGGGUAUGUUGGAGUUGGCAAAGAUGAGGAGGUGCAACUUUUCUACUAUUUUUUGGAGUCAGAAUCAGAGCCUACUACUGAUCCUCUUUUGGUUUGGCUAUCUGGUGGACCAGGUUGCUCAUCUGUCAUUGCCAUUGUUGAUGAGAUAG
Molecule: messenger RNA, 320 nt
Organism: Solanum stenotomum
Lineage: Eukaryota; Viridiplantae; Streptophyta; Magnoliopsida; Solanales; Solanaceae
Product: serine carboxypeptidase-like 5
Exons: 2
Biological process (GO): secondary metabolic process; proteolysis
Molecular function (GO): serine-type carboxypeptidase activity; acyltransferase activity, transferring groups other than amino-acyl groups
Source: RefSeq, a predicted model, not a curated record